AUGGGGGCUGCAAAGACUGUUUCUGCCGCCUCGGCUCCGUGGGAAUCUGCGUCUGCUCGUGAGCAGCUGUUUGUGCUCAUCACCGGUGCGAACAGCGGCAUCGGUCUCGGCACGGCUCAAGUUCUCAUUGACGAUUUCCUGGCCACCCGCUCCCUGAGUUCGCAUCUCGUCAUAAUCCCCACGACACGGUCCAGCGCCAAAUCCCUCGAGACGAUCCAACAACUGAGAGGAUAUGCUACCAAGGCAGCCAAGUCUUCCAAAGGCUUGUCGUCGCGCGCCGGCGUGGGCUACAAAUGGGAAGACGCCGUCGCAAGAAUUCACAUCUUAAGCCUGACACUAGAUUUGUGCGACCUUCGUGCUAUUCGGGAUUUUGCGCACAAACUGCGCUACGGGACUGUGAGCAACCCUGAGGGCUUGGAGGGGGAAUAUCUGCGUAAUGUGAGGGUACCCCGUCUGGACAGCAUCAUCUGCAAUGCAGCCUUUGGUGGGUGGUCGGGGUUGGACUAUUUUGCAGCUCUUUGGUCGUUCUUCACAAAGGGCAUUAUCCAGACGGCUACUUGGCCCGAUUUUAAGCUAUCGUUGCCGACUUGCAUCUUGAACGAGCGGCCCGUGUACAACUAUCCCGUCAAGCCUUUGCUGGGCGAGGUCUUUUGCGCAUGUGUCUUUGGCCACUACAUGCUCGCCCACAAGCUCCUCCCGCUGCUGAGCAGGUCCUCCGAGAAAGAGGCCCCGGGCCGCAUCAUCUGGUCAAGCAGCAUCGAGGCGGUCCGACAAGUCUUUGACAUCAACGACCUACAGUGUCUCAUGCGUCCCGAGGCAUAUGAGUCUUGCAAAAGGCUCACCGAUCUCCUCUGCCUGAGCUCCUCUCUCCCCGCGGCGCGGCCCUUCUCCUCCCGCUUCCUCACCGUCGACGACGACGCCGACGCUGCCAAGAAACAGCUUGUCCAGCCCAAAAUCUACCUCACCCACCCCGGCGUCGUGGCCAGCACGAUCUUCCCACUUCCCUGGUUCCUCUUCUGGGCGUAUGAGCUCGCGCUCAUCAUCAGCCGCUGGUUCGGUUCCCCCUGGCACAAUGUCACGGGCUACAACGGCGCCAAGGCGGCCACUUGGGUCACGCUGCAAAGUCAGGAGGCUCUCGAUGAAUUUGGCGCCGAACGCGUCAAGUGGGGCAGCAGCACGGAUACCAGGCUCAACGUUGACGUGAAGAAGACAGAGGUGGAAGGCUGGGGGUGGGAAGGCAAACCCGAGACGUUUGACACUAUUGCCGCCGACACCGCUGUCGGUGUAUUGCGCAAGUCGGUUGGGCGACGGAUCGGUACUCGGGAUGUGACUGCUGAGGACAUCGCCGAGUUCGAGGAGGUCGGAGCCCGGUGUUGGCGGCAGCUGGAGGAGUUGAGGGCUCAGUGGGAUGAAAUCACGGCGCGUGAAGACGAAUCAUAG
Molecule: messenger RNA, 1440 nt
Organism: Metarhizium album ARSEF 1941
Lineage: Eukaryota; Fungi; Ascomycota; Sordariomycetes; Hypocreales; Clavicipitaceae
Product: 3-ketosteroid reductase
Exons: 3
Coding region: 1-1440 (479 amino acids)
Biological process (GO): ergosterol biosynthetic process
Cellular component (GO): mitochondrial outer membrane; endoplasmic reticulum membrane; lipid droplet
Molecular function (GO): 3-beta-hydroxysteroid 3-dehydrogenase (NADP+) activity
Source: RefSeq, a predicted model, not a curated record